GCCUGAACACAAAAUUGACUUGUAGUUUGGUGUGCUAAGGAAACACUUCAUAAUAUAUGGUGACUUUCUGCACUGGGAAACAUGCAAAACCCCAGUGCGCAUGAAAACACAGACUUGCAGCCCCAGCCGCCUCCUGAGGAGCAGAAUUAUGGAGCUACUGCAACACAUGUGAGACAAGGUCCAUUUGUGUCUGUGUCAAGGAAUGAUCCAGCAAAGAGAGAUUACCUGAUAGCUGCUGUGCUGUGCUAUGCGAAUUUAAUAAAUUUCAUGGAUUGGUUCAUUGUACCAGGGAUCCUGUUAGAUUUACAGAAAUCCUUUGAGCUUAGCGAUGGGGAUACAGGUCUACUGCAAACAGUCUUCAUCUUGUGUUACAUGCUGGCUGCCCCCAUCUUUGGAUACCUCGGGGACCGGUACAAUAGGAAAAUCAUCCUUGGAGCUGGUAUUUUCUUCUGGUCUGGUGUAACAUUAGGCAGUUCAUUCAUCAGUGAAUUGUAUUACUGGAUAUUCUUUCUUUCACGAGGACUAGUUGGCAUUGGCACGGCCAGUUAUUCCACAAUAGCACCUACCAUCAUUGCAGACUUGUUUGAAGAAGGAAGAAGGACCACAAUGUUAUCUAUCUUCUAUAUCUUCAUUCCAGUGGGAAGUGGUCUUGGUUAUGUCCUAGCAGCUGGCAUGGCAGAUAUCACAGGUGACUGGCACUGGGCAUUCAGGAUAACUCCUUGCAUGGGAGGUCUAGCACUGGUUCUUCUGAUUCUACUGGUCCCUCACAGGACCCAGAGAAGGACAGCACCCCACAGAGCACUGAGCAUCUCUGGCACAAUACGAGUAGCAGCUGAGAAACCAGGUGUACAGAGAACUGCCAAGACUACUUGGUGUCAAGAUGUCAUAUCACUUGCCAAGAAUUGGAGUUUUGUCUGGUCCUCGCUGGGUCUGACUGCCAUGGCUUUCGUUACUGGAGCCCUGGGAAUGUGGGUACCGCUGUUUCUUUACAGGGCUCAGGUUGUCCAGGGCAUUGUAUCACCAUGCCUCCAAGAAUCAUGCAAUUCAUCUAACAGCCUAAUAUUUGGAGGCAUCACCAUUGGGACGGGAAUCUUGGGUGUCAUUACUGGGGCAGAAGCUGCAAGAAGAUUAAGGAAGAUAAACAAUAAAGCUGAUCCUCUGAUCUGUGCCACAAGCAUGUUCGUUUCUGCUCUGUGUCUCUACAUAGCUCUGAUGGUGGCCCAGACGAACAUCCUUUCCACUUUUAUUUUUAUUGCAUUUGGAGAACUGUUUUUAUCUGUAAACUGGGCUGUUGUGACAGACAUACUGUUGUAUGUUGUGACACCAAGACGGCAGUCUACAGCUAUUGCCCUGCAGAUUUUGGUGAGCCAUUUGCUGGGAGAUGCAGGCAGCCCAUAUCUCAUUGGGAUUAUCUCCAAUGCUAUCCAGGCCAAGAAUGCUUACUCAUUCCAGUGGAGUUUCUGGAGCAUGCAGUACAGCUUUAUCGUGUGUGCUUUUGUUGGUGUCUUUGGAGGAGGUUUUUUCCUCCUGACAUCUUUCUACAUUGAGGAAGAUCGUAAAGAAGCGGAGAGGCUUUGAGGUACCAGAAAUGAAUGCUGUCUUUCAAAUGAAGAUGAACUCGGGGGCAACAUUUGCAAAGAAGAAAAGAAUGUCCUCCCCUUUUUCUUUCCUUUUUGCUUAAUGAGAUACAGCUAGAGAAAAGGCCAAAUAACAAUUCCUCCAUAUGGCAGAAAAUCCUGCAUACUGACUUUUUUGGAUGCUUUCGACUGUGAGUCAAAAAUUGCUACUGCAUUGGCAUAUGGCAACCCUCCCCCAUCUGCAAAACACACACAAGUAUUCUGUGGAGCUGGGGAGCUCCAGAAGGUAGUGUAUAGAGCUGUCACAGGCACAACUGCUAACCUAAGCAAGACAGUAGCAUUUAAGGCAGAAUGUCUCAUGGAGAUUAGGAAGGGAGGCCUAUGAAUUCUCAGCAGGAUAAUAUUUGCCUGUAGAAUUUGGAAAAUGUAGAUAGUACAAAAAGUGUUUUCAGUUGUCUGAAAUGACCAAAAGCAGAAACUAUCAAAGUCAGUGUCAGAUUCAAGAGUGGAGGGUUGUGAUCAUUUUAUAUGUAAUAUGUUAACGGCCUCUUUCUAAUCCUUUGAGGCUCUUCAGCAUAUCCUCAGGCCUUGGGUAAGUAUCUCCUCUCAUGAGUGAACAGUAGUAGCUGUAGAACCACUUAAAUAUAACUAUCCAUUUAAGCUCUUAUCUCUGAAGUGCAUAAGACUUUGGAUGCGGUAUCUGUUGUCAUAAUAUCAUGCCAGGUGCCAAACAGGACAUGAUUAGUGUAGCCAGCUUUCAUUGUUUGAUGUGGUGUAGUUCCCAGCAGCACUUUAAAGUCAAAGCCUGAGGAAGACAUUAGCAAGUGAACUGUGAAGUAUUACGAAUCUUGCCUGAUUCUCUGAGUAAAUCAUAAGGAUCAUAAAGCAAAAUAUUCCUGUAAUGACUGUGAACAUCAAAUGUUAUUAUAAAUGGAAUAAUUCAGCAACUGCAGAUUUUUGUUUCUCCCUCUACCUCCCUCAUUUAAAAAAAAAUCUGUUCUGAAACCUGACUUAAACCCAGGUAGUGAAAUUUGGGCAGAGCUUAUGCCAUUAUGAGAAAUAAUAGAGAAACUUUUUUGUGAUACUCAGUAAAAGUGUAAUAAUUGUUGUAAUAAUUAAAAUAAAAGUUGGUAUUCUGAAA
Molecule: messenger RNA, 2718 nt
Organism: Harpia harpyja (harpy eagle)
Lineage: Eukaryota; Metazoa; Chordata; Aves; Accipitriformes; Accipitridae
Product: protein spinster homolog 3-like
Exons: 12
Coding region: 82-1578 (498 amino acids)
Biological process (GO): transmembrane transport
Cellular component (GO): membrane
Molecular function (GO): transmembrane transporter activity
Source: RefSeq, a predicted model, not a curated record